AAUGGAAGCCUCGGUUCUCGCGAGGAUGCUCCCGGCGCUCCCUUCUUCCCGAGGCGGGUUGUCACGUGACGCAGCCUCGCCCAAUCACCGCGCGGGCUGCGGGGGUCGCCGCGGUUCCCGCCAAAUACGAGCUCGGCGGCCGCGGCAGCAGCGGCGCGGGCGGGAGGGCGAGCGGCAGUGGCCGCCUGAACAGAGCCCGCGCCUCCGCCGUCUGAGGGGAGCUCGAGCCGCCGCCGGGGCGAUGCUGGAGGAGCUGGAGUGCGGGGCGCCUGGCGCCAGGGGAGCGGCCGCAGCCAUGGAUUGCAAAGACAGACCAGCUUUUCCAGUCAAGAAGUUAAUACAAGCUCGUCUGCCCUUCAAGCGCCUGAAUCUUGUCCCAAAGGAGAAGAGUGAGGACGGGUCGGAUGACAUGAGGAGCUCUGAGGGCACUCCUGCACAAAGUCAAGUACCUGAUCUGGAGACCUCUUUGGACACCUUGGAGAACAACUGUCAUAUGGGCUCUGACAUGGACUGUAGUCCAAAACUUGUCAACGGGAAGGGUCCCUUAGAUAACUUUUUAAGAAGCAGAGUCAAAACCAGUAUUGACCAGACCACAGUGAUCAUUGAUUUGACGGAGGACUCGAGUGACCAACUAGAUGGCCUUGUGGCCCACAGUAAACUAGAUCCUGCAGCCUCUCCCUCCGAGGAGGCUGUAAGUGGGGUCAGAGAAGAAGCUGGAUGUGACAGGGGGACAUUGGAGGCCAGUCUGGAGGACGAGCUGACGUAUCCUGAGGAGACCCUUACAGACAUUCCAUGCAAAACAGAGGAGGGUGCUGGCUCCGGGGGUGCAGAGAGGAGUGGAGAUGGGCAGAAAGCCUCGCCCCCAAGCAGCCCUGUGCCGACAGGUGGUCCGAGAACGUGCUCCGAAAAGGACCAGGAUGGUUGGAGUGAAGCCAGGGGCAUCCUGUUCAAAGGGAAGGUGCCUGUGGUGGUUUUGCAGGAUAUCCUGGCUACGAAACCUCCUCAAGCCAAGUCUCCUCCCAUGACACCUGCAGACCAGGGCAUGCCCUCUGAGAGCGAGAUGCUGGAGUCCGGCCCUGAAGAAGACUCUGUUCUUAGCCAUUCGUCCCAGGGUUCUUCCUCUCCUACCAGCUCGCCUGAGGGGCAGUCUGCUGCCAAAAAGCACAGCAGUCCCCGGCCUUCCCCCACCUCCACACCUAUCCGUAGAAUAACUAAGAAACUGGUCAAAGCUUCUGCAGAGAAGGACCAGCGCAGACUGCAAAGAGAUAAGGAGCGUCUGGGCAAGCAGCUCAAGUUACGGGCCGAGAAGGAGGAAAAGGAGAAGCUGAAGGAGGAGGCCAAGCGGGCCAAGGAAGAAGCCAAGAAGAAGAAGGAGGAGGAGAAGGAGCUGAAGGAGAAGGAGAGGCGCGAGAAGAGGGAGAAGGAUGAAAAGGAGAAGGCGGAGAAGCAGCGGCUCAAGGAGGAGCGGCGCAAGGAGCGGCAGGAGGCGCUGGAGGCGAAGCUGGAGGAGAAGAGGAAAAAGGAAGAGGAAAAACGGUUGCGGGAAGAAGAGAAGCGCAUUAAAGCAGAGAAGGCUGAAAUCACGAGGUUCUUUCAGAAGCCAAAGACCCCACAGGCCCCCAAGACCCUGGCCGGCUCUUGCGGGAAGUUCGCCCCUUUUGAAAUUAAAGAGCACAUGGUUCUCGCCCCUCGGUUUCGGACUGCCUUCGACCAAGACCUCUGUGAUCAGUUGGACCAGCUCCUCCAGCAACAGAGUGGCGAGUUCUCCUUCCUGAAAGAUCUGAAAGGCCGGCAGCCCCUCAGGUCUGGACCCACCAUGGUUUCAAACCGAAACACGAGUAUUUAUAACAGCGACGUGGUGAUUGUGGAGAGCGGCAAGGUGGACGGCGUUCCUGAGAGGAAGAAGUUUGGCAGAAUGAAGCUCCUACAGUUUUCUGAGAAUCACCGGCCGGCAUACUGGGGGACGUGGAAUAAGAAGACAACUGUCAUCCAUCCAAGAGACCCCUGGGCCCAAGACAGGAAGCUUCUGGACUAUGAGGUGGACAGUGACGAGGAGUGGGAAGAGGAGGAGCCGGGAGAGUCCCUCUCCCAUAGCGAGGGGGUUGAUGAUGACGAAGUGGGAGAAGAUGAAGAUGAGGACGAUGGUUUCUUUGUGCCCCAUGGGUACCUGUCUGAGGACGAGGGAGUAACCGAGGAGUGUGCCGACCCAGAGAACCACAAGGUUCGCCAGAAACUGAAGGCCAAAGAGUGGGACGAGUUUUUGGCGAAGGGGAAGAGGUUCCGCGUGCUCCAGCCCGUGAAGAUCGGCUGCAUCUGGGCAGCUGAUAAGGAUGGCGGUGCUGACCUGAAGGUGCUGCAGCAGUUCACGGCGUGCCUUCUGGAGACAGUCCCCUCCGAGGAGGAGCAGACGCCCAAGGCCUCCAAACGAGAGAAGAGAGACCAGCAGAUCUUGGGGCAGUUGCUCCCACUGCUGCACGGGAAUGUGAACGGAAGCAAAGCGAUCAUCCGGGAGUUCCAGGAGUGCUGCCGCCGGGGGCUGCUCAGCAAGGACACGGGCAGUCCUGACAGCAGCUCUGCCAGCCCGCCCAGCCCCGGCUCCUCCCGCCCGCAGACCCCCACCACCAGCGAGGACGCCGCCGUGCCCUCCAAGGCCAGGCUCAAGCGGAUAAUUUCCGAGAACUCGGUGUACGAGAAGAGGCCUGAUUUCAGGAUGUGCUGGUACGUCCACCCGCAGGUGCUGAAGACCUUUGACCAGGAGCACCUGCCUGUGCCGUGCCAGUGGAGUUACGUCACCAUGGUGCCCGCGGCCACCAGGGAGGACAGUGGCAGCGUCCCCGCCACGGGGCCCGGCCAGGGGACGCCCGUCUCGCUGAAGCGGAAGUCGGCCGGCAGCAUGUGCAUCACCCAGUUCAUGAAGAAGCGCAGGCACGACGGGCAGGCAAAUGCUGUUUCCUGUAGCAGAGGAAUUCCAGGAGUGUCUUGAGAAACAGCCCCCCUUUUGAAACAAGCCCGUCUCCGCCUCUGCGGGUUCUUUGCUCAUCUCCAGAGAGCAGGGCGCUUGUGUGGAUGGUUGGUGUUCAAAAGUGGCCUCCUCCUUCACGCUGUCCUUCUGUGCCCUCCGGUGAAAGCCAGCGAGCGUGGCUCCGGAAAGUCGGUGGAGACUGUGCCCACAGCGGCUCGGAUGGUGUCACUGGCGCCAGUGGCCUGAGCAUGAGUGACGAGAGAGAGUUGUCAGGGGCCGGGCAGAGGGAGAGCCCCUGGGCAGAGGAGGAGACGCUGCCUGGCUGAGAAAGUGGGUCUUUAUCCUUGUCUCUUUCAGACCAAACCAGAAACCCAGAUUGCGGAUUCAGAAACGGCAAAUUAUUUUUGUAACGUAGUAAUGCCGGUGGUCAUUUGGGGAGAUCUGAAUGAGGUCCUUUGAGAGAACCUUCUCUCCCCCCACAAGGCUCCUUUGCUCAUAGGCUCUCAAGCAGACCCCUCAAACUUGUUGCCAGAUCGGGUGGAGGUUGGGGGGGCACAGCGGCCCACCUGCUGUUGCUGAUGGCCCG
Zalophus californianus (California sea lion) is the source of this 3548-nucleotide messenger RNA. It is a transcript of the gene CHAF1A, whose product is annotated as chromatin assembly factor 1 subunit A. NCBI's taxonomy places the organism in Eukaryota, Metazoa, Chordata, Mammalia, Carnivora, Otariidae. Gene Ontology annotation, cellular component: nucleus; CAF-1 complex. Bases 2 to 2983 code for a protein of 993 amino acids. The transcript has 14 exons. The record is from RefSeq and is a predicted model, not a curated record. Gene Ontology annotation, biological process: nucleosome assembly.